CUUCAUUUUCACUUAUGUAGAGGACACUAAUCUACUUCCAAAAAUCGCUCGUUAAUAGCUGCUACUGUCGAUGCUUCUCAUCUUCUUGUACAGUGAGUUGUACCUAUCCCUUUCUCCACCAAUAUGACGAGCAAUCUCUCUCCAGUUUUCUCUUUUCACACCCCAAUCCUUAAACAUAAACCUCAUAAACUCUUUUACAUAAACCAUUAUGUCAACUCUUUCCCACAAUGCUGCAUCACAACUGCUUGCACAGUUAGAGCUUCCGUUGCUCAAUUUCGGACUUCUGCAACUCUUCGGGAAUUGUGUCAAGAUCACGUGCCUGAACACGUGCUCCACAGGGUGGAAGAAAUCGGAUUCAUUACACCAACAGAGGUCCAGCAACAAGGUCUUCCUGUACUUUUCACGGGUUGUGAUUGUGUACUGCAUGCUCAGACAGGUUCUGGGAAGACGUUGACUUAUCUCCUUCUAGUAUUUUCCAUAAUGAAUACUCAAAGAUCAUCUGUCCAAGCAUUGAUUGUGGUGCCAACAAGGGAACUUGGUAUGCAAGUUACAAAAGUUGCAAGAAUGUUGGCUGCAAAACCCACAGAUUCUGGAACAGAGCAGCAAAAAGCUUGCACAGUCAUGGCCCUUCUAGAUGGAGGAAUGUUGAAAAGACAUAAAACUUGGCUAAAGGCAGAUCCCCCAACCAUAGUGGUGGCUACUAUGGCAAGUUUGUGUCAAAUGCUUGAGAAGCAUGUUAUAGAUCUUGGAGCAAUGAAGGUGCUGGUAAUUGAUGAGGUUGAUUUCAUGUUUAACACCUCCAGACAAGUUAGUUCCCUGCGAAAGUUGCUGACAACAUAUUCAUCAAGCCAUUCCCGUCAAACUAUAUUUGCCAGUGCAUCUAUUCCUCAGCAUAGACACUUUCUGCAAGAUUGUGUGCAGCAGAAAUGGACCAAGAAAAAUGUUGUCCAUGUCCAUGUUAAUCCAGUUGAACCAAUGCCGUCACGAUUGCAUCACAGAUAUAUGAUUUGUCCGAGAAACCAGAGAUUUCAAGCUAUUAUAUCCUUGUUGCAAUUUGAUUUGCCCGAGUCUGCCAUACUUUUUGUCAAUGAACAGUCUGAGAAGUCAAAAAAGACGGGAGAAAUGCCAACAUCUACUGUGCUGGUUGACUUGUUAAAAAGCUCAUGUGAAGAAUUUUCUAAUAUUUCACUUCUAGAGGAAGACCAGAAUUUCAAUUCACGAGCAGCUUCUCUCUUGGCGAUUCGAGAGAAGAGUUGCUAUCUUCUUGUGGCGACAGACCUAGCAGCUAGGGGAGUUGACCUGCCAGAGACAACACAUAUAUACAACUUUGAUUUGCCAAAAACUGCAGUACACUAUCUACAUAGAGCUGGGAGGACAGGAAUAUAUGAUUCAAUUUGCUUAAGAUCAAGCUUUUCCUUCUGCUUUUAACAUUAACAAGGAUAGCUGCACAAAGGGUUGUAUUAUAUGUAAUGAAUCAACCUAGGGAGAGGGGUACUUUUGGUAUUACAAUAAUUAGUUAGAUUUUAGUAGUAGCUUGAAGAAUAAGCUAAGGAGUUAGGGUGUAAAGAUCUCUAUAAAUAGAAUGGAAUAGGGAGAGAGAAAUCAUGUUGAAUAUUAAGUAGUGUUUUGGGUUAACUUUUAAGAGUUUAAUGGGAGAGAACAAGCCUCUCGAAAGCUUGUAAUUAUCAUCUUAUUUAACUGUUUUUUUCCAGAAAACUAUCAAUCAAGUCCAUUUUACUUCUUAAUCUUCUUCUCUAAUCUGUCCUAGUGAUGUCAGUUCAUCACAUUAUAUAGACCUUUGUGGAGAAUGUUUCAAAUUCAGUGGAGUGGUCGAAUUCGUGGAUUGUGAAUAUUUGACUUGGAGAGUCUUUGGUUGGAAGGAGAACAAUUUGGUGUGAAAGUGGAUUCCUCAUUUUCCUUGUUUGGUUGGUAAGGCGUGGAAAAUAGUGAUCGUAAGAAUGGAAAACAUUUUCCUUCAUAUCUUUACCUUCCUUUUUCUUGCAUUCAUCCGUCCGUCCUCUCCCCUUAAUUAUCAGUUUUCCUUCUCUCUAUAGCUUUUCUUGUGAGGAAUCAAACCGCGGAAAAUUAAUUUUAUAUUGUAUGAAAACAUUUUUUUGAAAUAAUGUUUUCCAUCCUACCAAGCAUAGCCUCGGAGAAAGGACUACGUCCCAUUGAUUAUUGCAAAAGAAGUUGCAAAUGAAGUACAUGAAAGAAGUAGAUCUUCAUAACCGACCUUUAAGUGGACGUUAGAGUUGACUCGGGACCGGAUUCCAACUACGCUGUGCUCUAUGAUGCAAUUGUUUAAGAAGCUUCCAUGAGAUAUGAUUGAGUCAAUGACCUAGCGGGGCCAAAGUAUAGUGAACUCAUUGUUAGUUUCUUUAUGGAUUGUGUAAUCAUCACCUUGAGAGCGUAGAUCUGAGUUAUAGAUAAUCAAAGAACCUUGCUAUUAUCGAUCUUGCUUGGAGGCAAAUUUCUUCUUGAUGUGUACAUUGGUUUUUCUGCAUCAUAGAAGCUAAAUUUCGGAGGCUGAAAUGUACAAGUUAAAGAAUUAAAGAGGAUUGAAUAUCACUAAGAAUGCAAAUUUAGUAAUCAAACGUUGAUGUCAAUACUUACAUGUGCAGUUAGGGCGAGAUUUGCCUCAAAGAAGGAUCUGAUAGUUCCAAUAUCUUCCCAAUAAUCAUUGAAGAGGUAAGCCUGCAUGAGUUUUUAACUAGGAACAUAAAAGCUGUAUCCGAGAAAUUAGAUUUUAACAUUCCUAAACUGUUUUAGACUAUUUAUUAAACACUAUGUUACUUAAACUUGGGCACUCAUGUCAGACUCAGGUACGUUUUAAGUGCUACUCGACUAUAUUUAUGAAGAAUUUUCAUGAUUAUGGCCUGAAAUAGAGUGUUGAAGUACUCAUACUCAUGUUGGAGUGUCUGGGAUUCGAUAUAAAUACUUGAGUUGUACUUAAGACUUCGAGUAACACAAGUCAAAUUUCAUAUUGGUGCUUCCUUAGGUUUUCUAUAGGUUGCUAUCAUACCUUGAUGCAGAAUUCUUUAGCAGAUGCUGGGAUAAUUUCUGAUCCAAAGUCAUUUGCAGUCGGGAAUCGCCAUCUGAUUCAUAAAAGAAAGCCGUAUAGUUUUAACUUCACCCAUUUGGCUGAUCCAAACUUGCUAAUUAAAGCAUAUGGAAGCGUGCAAAGCAAGUGGAACUGGUAGUUUUACCUCAACAGGUUUAGUAAUAUUUCUUUCUUAAAUAUGUAGACACCCAUAGAUGCGAUAUAGGGUUUCGUCUGAGCUUCUUCUUCUGACAGUCCUAAAACUGUUGUGUCAACUGCCUGAUGCAUGUAUAGCAUAAUUUUUACACAUUAUUCCUAUUUGUUUCACCUUAAAUUGGGAAUGUAGUUCUAUAAUUUGAGUUUGAAUUGCUACCAUAGCCUUCAAAUCAUCUCCUUUAGGCUUCUCGCUGAAUGACAAUACUCUCCCCGUGUCAUCUAUUUUCAUCAGACCAAAAUCUGAGGCACGACUACAUAGAAACAUAGGAUCAGCUACAUGUAAUUGACUAUUAGCAAAAGUAGGUAUGCUUUCCACUUUAGUUGUCGGACUGUGCAUGUUAAAAUUAGCAGUGCAUAUCCAAACCAUUGAGGAAAUUAUUCUCAACAUAAUAAGUUUCAGAUCAUAGGCUAAGAUACCUAUCGUCCAUUGGCAGGCAAGAAAUACUGAUAUCAGCUCCACUUUGGCGAUGACUCUGUAAUUGAAGCAAACAUUUAUGAUAUCCGCAUACAUAUUGCAUAUAUAGCUUGUAAAUGUACCAGUAGGUUUUUUAGAGAGCCGCAAUUAAGGUAAUAUUUGUCUUGGAGAAAUGAGAGAAGCAGAAGUGGAAGGAUAGUAGAGCAGAGAAAUGCUUGCCUGGAGGAAGUCCAUGUAAUCCAUUCUGUAUAAGUGGUCUCCAGACAGAAUCAUGACAUCCUCAAUUUCCUUACUUCUUUGAUCCUGUUACAUAUGUGGAAUAAAUAUGCUGUCUUUGCAGUUAAGUCUCUUAUGGUUCAUUUGGUAGAAGUUAAUAAACAGAGAUAAUGUCAAUGAAUUCAUCUUUUUGAGAAAAAUCAACGCCAAUGUUUACGGUUAUAAAGCUCCAUUGUUAAGCAUGUGCUUUAUAUAUUCUUAUUUUAUA
This is a messenger RNA of Beta vulgaris subsp. vulgaris (sugar beet), 4155 nucleotides long. Its product is annotated as DEAD-box ATP-dependent RNA helicase 58, chloroplastic. NCBI's taxonomy places the organism in Eukaryota, Viridiplantae, Streptophyta, Magnoliopsida, Caryophyllales, Amaranthaceae. Gene Ontology annotation, molecular function: RNA helicase activity; RNA binding; ATP binding. The record is from RefSeq and is a predicted model, not a curated record. The transcript is spliced from 11 exons. The coding region runs from base 124 to 1428 and encodes 434 amino acids.